AUGUUGAGUCUGGCUAGACAGUGUCGGUCGGCGAUGUUUCUCCCCCAAACGAAACAACUUCUGGGGGUUACCACUCGGAGUUUACCACGAAAUGGCGUAGUUAGAACGUACAUGAAUCCAGUGUGGAGACGACAGCCACUUGCCAAUGUGAUUAAGAAUGCCAAUUUUUUUAAAUCCUGUGGUUCCGUAAUUGUGAGACUGAGUUCAAACAUUCCUCAGAAGGGAAAAAAGGGGAUCGGGUACUGGUUGGUUUCGUGCAGCGGGAUGAUCUUCGUCGCAGUAGUCCUAGGUGGCGUUACGCGUCUUACUGAGUCCGGGUUGUCCAUGGUCACGUGGAAACUGCUAGGAGAGAAAAUGCCCACGAACGAAAAAGAGUGGGAAGAGGAAUUUAAAAAGUACCAACAGUAUCCAGAGUUCAAAAUCAAAAACAAAGAAAUGACGCUGUCCGAGUUCAAGUGGAUCUGGUACAUGGAAUUCGGUCAUCGGAUGUGGGGGCGCGCCAUCGGCGCCGUUUUUCUGCUACCCGCUGUAUAUUUCUGGUCCCGUGGCAUGUUCACGCCAGCGAUGAAAAAGCGGGUGGUGGCCUUCGGUGCUUUAAUCGGCGCUCAAGGUCUCAUGGGUUGGUACAUGGUAAAGUCGGGGCUUGAGGACCGCUUUCACGGCGAAAGCGACGUGCCCAGAGUGUCGCAGUACCGGCUAGCGGCCCAUCUGAGUCUCGCUUUUGUCCUGUACACGCUUUUCCUGUGGUCCGGUCUCGACCAUCUUUUACCAGCCGAAACCAUUACUAACGCCAGUAAAAAUGCGAUCAAGGCGUCGAGGAAGUUUCGGAUGGUCGCGCACACGUGCAAGGGGUUGGUGUUCCUGACCGCUGUGUCUGGGGCGUUUGUGGCGGGUUUGGACGCUGGUUUAGUGUACAAUUCUUUCCCGAAGAUGGCGGAUAAGUGGAUCCCUGACGACUUGUUGGCCCUCAACCCGAACAUCGUCAAUGUGACUGAAAACCCCACCACGGUUCAGUUCGAUCACAGGAUUUUGGGGACGGUGACUGUGAGUGUCAUCAGCGCUUUGUAUUUAAUGUCGAGGAAGCGGAUUUUGCCGAGGAGGGCUUACACGGCGGCUGCUGUCCUCGGAGCUGUGGCUUGGUUACAAGUUGCUUUGGGCAUCACGACGCUCCUAACCUACGUCCCGACGGCGUUGGCAGCCAGUCACCAGAGCGGCUCCUUGCUCCUGCUGUCGUCCGCCGUGUGGUUAACCCACGAACUCAAAAGACUGCCAAAGUAGGUUAUAAAAAUCCAGCGGAUGUAACAAACUUUUAUUGUAAGAUUAUUGAUAUUUGAUUGAUAAUUAGUAUCGACACUACCAUUUCAUUUAGUUUAAAACAAAAUAUACAUUAUUAUCACGUGAUCCACCAUAAAACAAACUGUUAUUGUAAUAAUUAUUUGGUGCGUAUUUUUUAAAAAACACUUGUUUUCAAA
This is a messenger RNA of Zophobas morio, 1472 nucleotides long. RefSeq names its product cytochrome c oxidase assembly protein COX15 homolog. Gene Ontology annotation, cellular component: mitochondrial inner membrane. Lineage: Eukaryota; Metazoa; Arthropoda; Insecta; Coleoptera; Tenebrionidae. The coding region runs from base 1 to 1278 and encodes 425 amino acids. The record is from RefSeq and is a predicted model, not a curated record. Gene Ontology annotation, molecular function: oxidoreductase activity, acting on NAD(P)H, heme protein as acceptor. Gene Ontology annotation, biological process: heme A biosynthetic process. The transcript is spliced from 6 exons.